ACAUUCCCCCCAACAUCCCACCAGAGCAGCGGCAGGCCUUUAUUCAUAACAUGCUCCGCCGGCAGGCCCAGGCUGCCGCUGCAGGCGGUGGUGCACACCGCUACGGUCCGCAGCAGGCCCCGCCGCGCAUGGCUACCGGUAUGAACAUGCCCGGCAUGGCGGAGCAGAGGCCACCUGUCCCUCCAGACGGGGCACGGUUCGCCGUGUAUGGCCAGCCUGGGCCGAGGCCGGGACAUGGCGGGGUGGACAUUGUGGAUGUCGGACGCGAGGGCAAGAGGGGCAAAUCGGGGGAUCGGAAGAAGAAGGCUAUGAGCUGGUUUGGAGGCGGUGCGCCGGCCAGGAAAUCUUCCAAGAAGAAACGUUGAACCUAGAAUGGUUUUUUCUUCUUCUUCAUUCCUUUUGUGUGGCGGAAAGGGGGGAAAAGGAGGGGGGCGGGUGUCUGUUCUAAUUGGUCUUUUUUUUUCCUUCUACAACGAUACCUUUUCGCUUUUGUGCAUCUUUCGUUGUUGUUGUUUCCUUGUUAUGUUUCUCCUCUCAUUUUCUUUGGGUUCUUCUCGAGUAGCAAGCUCUUGAGAAGAAGGCAGCGGGGGAGUAUAUGCAUUGAUGGAAAGACGUGAUGAGAUGAUGAGAUGAUUAUAGGAUGAGAGAUGAAAUAAAUGUGUUGAAACAAAAUGAGGAGAAAAAAAAUAAGAAAAUAAGAAGAACAGAAGAAGAAAAGAGGGAGCUGGGUAGCUACCUUUUCUCGCACCCUCUCUUCUCAGCAUCACCAAUCAAACAGAUACAGGUCUGUGGAAGAACGCUCUUCCAAGGUUGGAGGAACAAAUACUCUUCCUGACUUUAUGUUGCUGGGACGCAGGGCAUCGUG
Molecule: messenger RNA, 865 nt
Organism: Cryphonectria parasitica EP155
Lineage: Eukaryota; Fungi; Ascomycota; Sordariomycetes; Diaporthales; Cryphonectriaceae
Exons: 2
Coding region: 51-365 (104 amino acids)
Source: RefSeq, a predicted model, not a curated record